AGACGCCAUUAAAGCUAUGCUGAUGAUCCAGUUGGGUGUGCGAUCUUUCCUUUUUUCUCCUUCCAGCAAUCGAAGCCUUCACUACUCCAAAAAAAACGAGCUUCUCGAUUCUCUUAUUUCCUUCUCAUUCGUCUUUUGUCUCUAGACAUUUAGACAAUCUUUAGGUUUUUCUUUGCUUCAGAUCCAUGAGGAAAUUCUGGUUUUGCUAACUUACAGAAGUUAUCCAUCUUUCACUUUGAAGAUGUUGAAGGUCUGCUAAGAGAUCUCUAAAAGGAGGUGGAUAAAACAUUGUAUGUUGUAGCUUACAACCUAUUCAAUGGGUGGAAUUGUGUCAAUCGUCCAUCUAUUGCUCCUCGUUCUCCUCUGUGGACAUUCCAAAGGGGAUCCAAGAUCUCAAACAGUGGAAGUCACUUGUUCGAGACAAUUGGAACACAAUUCAACGGCAUUUGUUCCGAACUUCCUUGCUGUAAUGGAUAGCAUUGGCAGUCAGAUCCGAUCCGAUGGUUUUGGCAUGGCAACUGUGGGCUCAGGGCCAGAUGCAGACUAUGGACUAAGCCAAUGCUAUGGUGACCUCUCCUCUCUAGACUGCGUUUUAUGUUAUGCCGAGGCUCGAACUGUUCUUCCCAAAUGCUUUCCCAAUACUGGUGGACGCAUCUAUCUCGAUGGUUGCUUUAUGAGAUCUGAGAAUUAUAGCUUCUUUUCGGAGUAUAUCGGCCCUGAAGACAGGGCAAUAUGUGGAAAUAAAACUAGUAAAGGUAGAACUUUCGAACAGGCAGCCCGGCAAGGUUUGCUGGAGGCCAUAAAUAAAGCUCCUGGAAAUGGUGGCUAUGCAAAAAUUUCAGUUCCCGAAACCAAGGGCUCGAAUCACUCAGCUUAUGUUUUGGCUAAUUGUUGGAGGACACUGAAUGAGACCACUUGCAAGGCCUGUCUAGAGAAUGCAUCAGCUUCAGCAGUUCGAUGCUUACCUUGGUCGGAAGGCCGUGUGCUCAACACAGGUUGCUUCUUGAGAUAUUCCGACACGAAUUUCCUUAAUCCAGAUAAGAGCGGAAGCCAUCAAAGAAGGAGCAUUAUAGCUAUGGUUGUUGCUGUUGGUAGUGCUCUCAUAGUUGUUGUCGUCGGGAUUAUGGUUGCGGUAAGGGUGUGGAAACAAAGGAAACUAAAGAAGAGAAGAGGUUUGAAUAAUUCAGUAAGCAUCGAAGCAGGCUUAUACAAUAAUAGUUUGAACUUCAAGUAUUCUACACUUGAGAAAGCUACAGGAGGCUUUUCUGAUUCCAACAAGCUCGGGCAAGGAGGUUUCGGUACAGUUUACAAGGGAACGCUGGUCGACGGACGAGAAAUUGCUGUGAAGAGGCUGUUCUUCAACAAUAAGCACCGCAUCGCAGAUUUCUACAAUGAAGUCAACAUAAUUAACAGUGUGGAGCAUAAGAACCUUGCUAGGUUGUUGGGUUGCAGUUGCUCGGGACCUGAAAGCCUUCUUGUUUAUGAGUUCCUCCCAAACAAGAGUCUCGACGGUUUCUUAUUCGAUCCUGAGAAGGGCAAGGAAUUAAAUUGGCAAAGAAGGUUGGGCAUCAUUACGGGGACGGCUGAAGGUCUUUCUUAUCUGCAUCAGGACUCGAAGAUUAAAAUAAUCCAUAGGGAUAUCAAAGCAAGCAACAUCCUACUAGACAUAAAAUUUCGACCGAAAAUUGCUGAUUUUGGACUAGCAAGAACAUUCCAAGACGACAAGAGCCAUAUAAGCACCGCAGUAGCAGGAACACUAGGUUACAUGGCUCCAGAAUACUUAGCCCGUGGACAACUGACAGAGAAGGCUGAUGUCUUCAGUUUUGGAGUGCUUAUGAUUGAGAUAGUGACCGGAGCAAAGUUUAUGAAUGCAUGGAAGCAUUUUCAAUCAGGAACAAUUGAUGAGAUGAUCGAUCCAAAUAUUCUUCUUGACAAUUAUCAAGAUAUCAACACAGUGAAGGAGGAAAUAGUGCGGGUGUUCCAUGUGGGACUUCUAUGCACCCAAGAGAGUCCUUCACUUAGGCCAUUAGUAUCAAUUGCUUUGCGGAUGUUGUGCACUGACAGAGAACUUCCUGCACCCACCAAGCCACCUUUCACCGACGAGACCACAAUGGAGCUCGACGAGACCAAAGAUGUAGAAUGCCAUCCAUCUCCUUACUCCAUUGCUAGCGUCUCCACCGGUUCAUUCUAUCCACGGUAAUCAGUGUAGGUGUUUGAGUGGUUCUACUCUCAACCAAAAAUAAAACAUGGUACUUGUAAGAUUGAUGUCUUUCUCGAAGUAAUUAUGUUAUUAUUUUUCUAAGAUGUAUUAUGACAACUUAUCAAUCAACAAACUUGUGGUUUCUUUAAGUUUCCCAAAAUGUAAAAUUGAUUCUAUUGAAGUCCA
This is a messenger RNA of Zingiber officinale, 2386 nucleotides long. Its product is annotated as cysteine-rich receptor-like protein kinase 2. Bases 317 to 2200 code for a protein of 627 amino acids. Gene Ontology annotation, biological process: protein phosphorylation. The record is from RefSeq and is a predicted model, not a curated record. NCBI's taxonomy places the organism in Eukaryota, Viridiplantae, Streptophyta, Magnoliopsida, Zingiberales, Zingiberaceae. Gene Ontology annotation, molecular function: ATP binding; protein kinase activity. The transcript is spliced from 8 exons.